This is a messenger RNA of Stegastes partitus (bicolor damselfish), 1573 nucleotides long. RefSeq names its product calcium channel, voltage-dependent, beta 4a subunit (gene cacnb4a). NCBI's taxonomy places the organism in Eukaryota, Metazoa, Chordata, Actinopteri, Pomacentridae. Gene Ontology annotation, molecular function: voltage-gated calcium channel activity; protein binding. The coding region runs from base 1 to 1566 and encodes 521 amino acids. The record is from RefSeq and is a predicted model, not a curated record. The transcript is spliced from 14 exons. Gene Ontology annotation, biological process: calcium ion transmembrane transport. Gene Ontology annotation, cellular component: voltage-gated calcium channel complex.
AUGUCCCGGCACAUCUACACCCGACACGGGAUAGGAGACGGGCUGCAGAAGCCAGUGUUUCAGGCGAACAGAGGGACGUACUCCAGACGCAGUCGACUGAAGAGGUCCGACGGCAGCACCACGUCCACCAGCUUCAUCCUCAGACAGGGCUCAGCUGAUUCCUACACAAGCCGACCGUCUGACUCGGAUGUUUCCUUGGAGGAGGAGAAGGAGGGCGGCCGGCAGGAGAGGGAGCAGCAGGCCACCAUUCAGCUCGAAAGGGCAAAGACUAAAGCAGUGGCAUUCGCUGUGAGGACCAAUGUCAGCUACUGCGGUGCGUUGGAUGAGGAUGUUCCUGUGGCUGGCACUGCCGUUUCUUUUGAUGCCAAGGACUUUCUCCACAUCAAAGAGAAAUACAACAACGACUGGUGGAUCGGCCGCCUGGUGAAGGAGGGCUGUGACAUUGGCUUCAUCCCGAGUCCUUUGAAGCUGGAAAACAUCCGACUUCAGCAGGAGCAGAAGAGAGGACGCUUCCAUGGCAGUAAAUCCAGUGGAAAUUCCUCCUCCAGUCUGGGAGAAAUGGUGUCCGGCACAUUCAAGCCAAACCCAAACGCUGCAGGAAAACAGAAGCAGAAAGUGGCCGAGCACGUGCCACCGUAUGACGUGGUUCCCUCCAUGAGGCCGGUUGUCCUGGUGGGACCGUCGCUGAAAGGUUAUGAGGUGACAGAUAUGAUGCAGAAAGCGCUGUUUGACUUCCUGAAGCACAGGUUUGAUGGGAGGAUAUCCAUCACAAGGGUAACAGCUGACAUAUCAUUGGCCAAGAGGUCAGUACUAAACAACCCCAGUAAGAGGGCCAUCAUUGAGAGAUCCAACACCCGCUCCAGCCUUGCGGAGGUCCAGAGUGAGAUAGAAAGGAUCUUCGAGCUGGCCAGGUCCCUCCAGCUGGUGGUUUUGGAUGCAGACACCAUAAACCACCCAGCGCAGCUUAUCAAGACCUCGUUAGCACCCAUUAUCGUCCAUGUUAAAGUGUCCUCGCCCAAGGUCCUGCAGCGGCUGAUCAAAUCGAGAGGCAAAUCUCAAAGCAAGCACUUGAACGUGCAGCUUGUUGCGGCAGAAAAACUCGCACAGUGUCCUUCUGAGAUGUUUGAUAUUAUUUUGGAUGAAAACCAGCUGGAAGAUGCGUGUGAACACCUGGCAGAGUACCUGGAGGCGUACUGGCGCGCUACACACACCUCACUUAGCACGCCACUCAACCCCCUGCUGGGACGCAAUCUGGGCUCCACCGCUCUCUCACCGUAUCCUGCUGCCAUUCAGGUGAACUCUGCCCAAAGAAACCGGAACAGCAACCACACAACGACAGACCACUCUCCCGUUGAGCGUCGCAGCCUGAUGCCCGCCGAUGAGAACUACCACAACGAGCGUGCACGGAAGAAUCGCAACCGUCUGUCCUCAGGCUCACAGCACAGCAGGGACCACUCUCCCCUGGUGGAGGAGGACUACCAGGACCCCUACCAGGACUCUUACAAGCCUCAUCGUAACCGAAGCUCCCCGGGAGGCUACAGCCAGGACUCCAGGCACCGGCUUUGAGUUACGA